CCUCCUCCCCUCCUCUUUUUGGGGUGUCUCCACCCUCCCCGCUUCCUCCUCGCCACCCCGGAGCCAUCGUGGCUGCCCCGGCCCCCCUCGGAAGGGAUCCCAUGGAUUCCCCGAUCCCAGAGGAGAUCCGGAAGUUCCUGGCAGAGGCUGAGGAAUUCCUGGCGCGGGGUUUGCAGGAGGAGCCGCUCAGCGCCGGGGCGCGGGAGCAGCGGGACGCGAUCCUGCGCCGCUUCCAGCUCAUCCAAGCCAGGUACCAGCUGGAAUUCCCAUCCCGAGGAGAGGAUGAGUGCGAUGGACAGGAUGGCUCCGGUGAAAAUCCCAGCUGGAAUUUCGGCCCUUCCCAGAUUUCUGAGCCCUCGUUCCCAGCAGAAUUCCAGGAUGAGGGCCCCGAGGAGAUCCCAAGGCCCGUCCAGGAUCCCGGGAAUAUUUUGAAGCAAGGAUACCUGGAGAAGAGAUCCCGAGAGCCCAGCUUUUUCGGCUCCGAGUGGCACAAGCGCUGGUGCGUCCUCACCCGGCGGGAUUUCCUCUACUACGCCAACGAGAAGAGCAAGCAGCCCAAGGGCUCCUUUCCCAUCGAGCGCUACCACGCCCACCUGGAUUCCCAGCUCCGCAAAGAUUCCCGGAAAAAAUGCUGCUUCCAGCUGCUCUGCCCUGGAAAACGCUCCUACGAGUUCACGGCUCCCAGCCCGGCCGAGGCCCAGGAUUGGGUGGAGCAGAUCCAAUUCCUCCUCAAGGACCUGAGCUCCCUGACCAUUCCCUGCGAGGAGGAGGAGGAGGAGGAGGAGGAGCUCUCCAGGGACCGGGACAGCUCCGAUUCCAUGGACAAUUCCCAAAAUUCCACCCUGAAUCCGGAGGAGCCGGAGCUGGAAGGCGACGACAUCUACGAGGUGCUGCCAGAUGAGGAGCUGGAGCCGCCAUUCCCGGAGGAUGAGCAGGAUUUCGGGAGCAGGGAAGGAAAUUCCGGCGGGGAUUAUUCCGAUUAUUACCAGGGGCUGUGGGAUUGCCGCGGGGACAAUCCCGACGAGCUCUCCUUCCGGCGGGGCGACCUCAUCCGCAUCCUCAGCAAGGAGUACCCCGGGCACGGUUGGUGGGUCGGGGAGCUCGGCCAGGAAAUCGGGAUCGUCCCGAGGGAAUUCCUGAUGCCCGCCUUCGACCUGGAGUGAGCGGGAAGGGGCAGGCGGCACCGGGAGCGGCGGCAGCGCGGCCCGAGGCAUUCCCUGGAUCCCAAAUCCCACAGAUCCCACAGAUCCCGCGGGAUUCCCUCCGCAGGACCCGGCGCUGGAACCG
Molecule: messenger RNA, 1287 nt
Organism: Hirundo rustica (Barn swallow)
Lineage: Eukaryota; Metazoa; Chordata; Aves; Passeriformes; Hirundinidae
Gene: SKAP1
Product: src kinase associated phosphoprotein 1
Exons: 13
Coding region: 102-1163 (353 amino acids)
Cellular component (GO): plasma membrane; cytoplasm
Molecular function (GO): protein binding
Source: RefSeq, a predicted model, not a curated record